Xyrauchen texanus (razorback sucker) is the source of this 2094-nucleotide messenger RNA. It is a transcript of the gene cdnf, whose product is annotated as cerebral dopamine neurotrophic factor. The record is from RefSeq and is a predicted model, not a curated record. Gene Ontology annotation, cellular component: endoplasmic reticulum. The transcript has 4 exons. Lineage: Eukaryota; Metazoa; Chordata; Actinopteri; Cypriniformes; Catostomidae. Gene Ontology annotation, biological process: neuron projection development; dopaminergic neuron differentiation. The coding region runs from base 60 to 608 and encodes 182 amino acids.
UGAAGUAUUCACUAAACUGCGUCUCUGAGUACACACGCGCAUUUUAAGCGCAUUGAGCCAUGCCUUUAAACAACUCCUUUGCCAGCCCGUUUCUUUUGCUUUUGUUUGUUGUUUUAUUCUCAGUAACUGAUGGAGAGGAAUGCGAAGUGUGUGUCGGGUUUCUGGGGCGCCUUUAUAACUCAUUGGUGAUCAGACACAAAGAGCUGACCCCAGAGCUAGUGGAGGAGGGUUUGAUCAGAGCGUGUGCUGAAGCUACAGGAAAAGAAAACCGACUAUGUUAUUACCUGGGAGCCUCCAGUGAUGCAGCAGCCAAAGCAACGGGUGAGGUGAGCCGCCCCCUCAGUGCACAUGUUCCUGUCCACAAAAUCUGCCUAAGACUUCAGCACAUGGACGGACAGAUCUGUGAGCUCAGAUAUGAACGUCCAGUGCUUGACUGGAGCAGAGAUUCUUUGUUUAAAAUGCGCGUGCUUGAACUGAAGAAAGUGUUGGCGUCUUGGGGGGAGGAGUGCAGAGCCUGUCUUGAGAAGAGUGAAUUUAUAGAUCUCAUCCAGAAGGUGGCCUCUAAACACAGCACAGCGCAGCACAGAACACAUUCAGAGGAGUUCUGAGGGCCUCCUCGUGCAGCUCCAUGCUGGGGACACGGAGUAUUAAUGAGAGGGCCUACUCGUGCAGCUCCAUGCUGGGGACACAUGGCUGUAAUGGGAGGAGCUGCACUUGUAGCUGCGCUCAGGGACACUGUUGAUGUUGCACUGAGAUUAACUUAUAUUGCUCUUCAUAGUAAUCGUUACGAAAGGUUAAUGUGCAAUCUGUGCACUCUUCCCCUGUCUCUCAUUCUCCUGUACUGCUGUAAGCCUUUUCUCCUUCGUACUCAGAAUAAAUGAUUAAGAUUAAUAGUUUCUGUGAUUAAGAGGUUGCUUGCAGAGAGGCUGGCUGGUUUGCUUUACAAGCCAUUUAAGCAUCAAUUUAACCAUCAAUUUAAGCAACUUAACCAUCAAUUAAGCUAACUUCAGUUAAGUACAUCCCCAUUAUAUUACUGUUAUACAAAAACAAAAUCUCAAUCGCUUUAUUGUAUUGGGAACAAAAUCUGUUUUAUCUAAAUUGCAUUUAUACAUCAUGGAUAUAUUUUGUUGUACCUUUGAUUUAUGCUGAUUUAAAUACAAAAAUCAUGUAUUAUGCUUAUUUAAAAUACUGUGAUACAGUAAAAAAAUAUAUUGUAUACAGUGUAAAGAGUGCAACCAUCUGCUUCCGAAAGGAAAAAUGUCAUUCAUCAAAAAAUGUUUUUUAAAUAACAUUUAAAGACAGACUAUGCAUGAGCUACGAAGUUGUUAAUCAAUGGAAUAUGUGGAAUAGUGGAAUUUGAGGUGAAUAAAUAAAAAAGCUGCUAACAAAGCGUGCCAAGAGAGCUAUGCAGUGAAUGGCCACUACCAUAAUUAAUUGUAAAUUAUGUUAUCGUGUCAAUCUCCCUACACUCGCAAACUUUUAUGUUUCUUGGCUUAAUUCUUUAAUGAAGGAUUUUAUGUUGCACUCUAUUAAAGUAUUAAUAAUCACCAUUGGCAGUAAUGGAAAUUGCAGGUUAAAAUGAGAACAAAAAUGAAAAUUUAGGGGAAAUGUUUUCAUAAAUAUGUUAUAAUGCAAUAUUAAAGGUCUUAAAAAUAUGCUUAAUUUUCUUUUGGGGUGAAACGUGGCCGGGACAUGUUUUCGUGAGAUUAAUUUGUGUACAUUUGUGUGAAUUUCUUUUGUUUUGUUGUUGAUAAAAUCAGUAUCUGUCUUUGCCUGUUUGUUUAAAGAAUAUUCCGGGAUCAAUACAAUAAACAGCAUUUGUGUUAUAAUAUUGAUUACCACAAAAAAAAAAAAAAAGACUUGUUCCUCCUUUUCUAUAAAAAAAAAGAAAUCGUGGUCAGAGUGAGGCACUGUGGUGAUGGGUACGUGGCUGAGUGAAGUCUGUGGAGAGCGAGGCCGUGAGGAAGAACGGUAAGGAUUGACACCUGUGGGAAAUUAUCUCUAACAUCUAUUUGUGUUUGCAGUGAGAGCUGAGAGGGAUAUAAAAGAGCAGUCCAGUCCGCUGGAGGAGAGACAUGCGCAGCAGAGUGUUCU